GACCAGUUUGUUUCGAGACGCGAGACGAUGAGGUACGACGACGCUCGCACGACCACGAUUCGAUGUCACAACGAAGAGCACGACCAAGACACCAUCCGCUCGCGUAUUUCAUCCCUUCGCGACAGAGAUCAACCAAAUCGCGCAUCUUCCGUGUGGUGCAACAAACGGCGUAAAACGGAUUAGUAUUGCAUCCCCGAACGCAGGAUAUUCAGGUCGGGGCAAACGAAAGAAAAAGAAAGAAAAAAAGGAUUAAAAUAGAAUAACAUGCCAGCGAUACGGAACGGAGGUGAAAAGAGAUAGACAGGUGGGAGGUCCGCGUCGACGAGAACGAACGAACGAACGGAAAGAGACGCCGGGGAGAUUCGGCUUACGAGCCGAACUCGAGAAGGUGAAAUCGAGAAAAAAAUCGAAGGCAGCUCGGUAACAACGGGAUAUAAUGUAACGACGAAUUGGACAAUCGAGGGAUAUAUCAGCUCAGGGACGAAUGGAACAAAUUCCGCGAGAUCGAUUAUAAGCGUAACGGGGAAACGGGGUUGUUCGUUAAGGGUGGUGUAUUUCGGAGCGCAUCGCACUGCACCCGGGUGCCGGGUGUUCCAUAAGCGUAACUGUUUACCCUUUACCCGGACUAGUAAUCCGGAUCAAAGGAAGCGGGACACUUGGCAGGCGACUCCCCGAGGCUAGAGUUGAAGAUGUGGUACUCUCCAAGCGCGAGCGCUCAGAUGGAGGAACGCGUCCGAGGGGACGACAAGAAGCGGGACGACGACGAUUUCGCGACGGAUAACGCCGACUCCGGAUUCCUGUCCGCUGGCAAUAUGCAGAUCAGCGGCGAAAUUCGCGAUUCGCAGACGAAGGAGAAUCGGCGAACCGCAUUUGCAUCAAGGGCAACGAUCUCGACGACGACGUCGUCGUCGUCGUCGUCGUCGUCGUCGCCGUCGCCGACGACGACGACGGUGGUCGCGGACGAGACAAUGCGAGUCACCGACAGUGGCAUCGUGGACGUUGACCUCAGCGAGGGCUUGAACCAUCUCUCUUUAAGACAAUCUAGCCUGAAUCCGUUAUCUAUUGAUAAGGAUGAUCUGAUUCAGUCUGAGCCGACGAUGAUCCUUCAGCUGACACCCGUGAAAACGGAACCAAUACCGAACCACAUGAGGCUACAACACCAGAAUGAUCUCCUAUUCAAACGGCAUCAGCAAAAUGUCAAAAAAUGCAUGAAAAUCAACGAAAAUGACUGGCAACUCUAUUGCAUGCAGGACAACGACGGCGAUACGCAAUUGCACAUCGCGAUCAUGCAGGGCUACGUGGAAGCUGCGCUCGUUUUGAUAAAGCUGGCGCCUCAUCCAUGCCUGUUGAAUACUUACAACGACGAUUGGCAAUCACCUUUACAUCUGGCGGUGCUGACGAGCCAACCGCUAAUCGUCAGGCGACUAAUCCUGGCGGGCGCAGAUCCAUCUCUUAGGAAUUUCCGUGGGAACACGGCUCUUCAUCUGACCUGCAUGAGCGGAGAACUCGCUUGCGCCAAGGCUCUCACGGAUCCAUUAUCCCCGAUGGAGAGGAAUAAAUUGAUGCCCGGACAGACAAUACCUGCCUUACCUCAGAAUUUGGAACAACGUAAUUAUAAUGGUAAAAGUUACCUCGAUCGGCGCGGGCCUAGUUUGGAUCGCGGGACGCCAGCGAAAUCUCCGACGACAAUGAUUCACCGUGAAAUGUGCUUGCACCUGGCAGCUGCUAAUGGACACGUGAAUCUGGUGCGUCUUUUGCUGCGUCUCGGCGCCGAUCUCGAGGCGAGGGAGGCGCUGGCCGGAAGAACGGCGCUUCAUCUCGCAAUGGAACAUGGAUGUCGGUCGGUAGUUAACUUUCUGCUCCAGGAGUGCAAGCCCUGUCUAGAUGUACAGAUGUACAACGGCAUGACGGCCUACCAGCUGGCAUUGUGCAUCGAUACCCAGCUCGCUAGGGAACUGUUGCGAUAUGGCGCGAAGCCGGAACCGCUACCGGAUUCAGAUUCCGAGGGCAGUUCUGAGAAUAAUAUUAGCGAUAGUAGCGAUGACGAGAAUUAUAACGGAGAGGCGAGUUACUUCUGUGUUAAGAUGCAGAACGCGGUCCAAGUGAAGGUCUGAAGUACCCACCGAUAUAAUAAAUAUUCGAUUAUUUCAUUCGAACGAAUUCAGACUGCUGUAUGGGGGUCAGAUUGUUGAACGAGAAAAUGAUAGAAAAGAAACGCAAGCUAUAUGUAUAAUGUGCACAUGCGUAUUAAGGAUGUGUGUCCCGAGUAUUGUAUUAAAAUGAUUACGAAAUGAUUUUAAAGAGGAUAACUUUAAUUAAUACAAAAUUAGAAAAUUUUAUAAAAAUAAAAAUUACUCGCAGAAGAUGAUUUCACAUUACAUUAUAGACAACGUUAAAGUUCAACUUGAUUUUUAAUGCAUUUAUGAAAUUAUAUUAAUUAACAAAAUGAGAGAGAAUUCAGGUGAAUUCACAUAAUUAUUAUUUGAAUAUUUGACAAUAAUUAUUAUUUGUUCAGCGAGUCAAACUACAUAGUCGCAAAUUUUAACGAUAUAUUUAUAACAUUUCAUUUUAAUUCAUUUAAUUCAUAGAAUUGGUCAUUUUAAUUCAUAGAAUUGGAUUAAGGUGAAUAAUAAAAAGAGGAAAAAAAAUGCUAAUUGAAUAGAUAAAAACUGGAAUGUCAGAAAUUUAGCUUCGACUUACUUUAUAUAUAAAGCGCAAUUUUAGAGAUAUACAUAUAUUGAGUCGAUUAGUUUUAGUCGAUUACAUUUAUAAUGCAGUUAGAUGUAUACUUUUUAAAUUGCGGCAAUUUAUACCGAAGGAUAAACGAAUAAACGAAUAAAAGAGAUGCAAAAUCGAAGAUCUUAGAAACGAACUUAGAAUUACGCGAUAAUAACGAAUAUUCGAUUAACGAACGAAGCAACGACAUAUUAAUGUAAAGAUAAGUCCUAGUAGUUUUUUUUCCUUAUACGCCUUAUACAGAUAGACGUAAUAUUCUGAAGCAUAUUUCUGAAGUGUAAAAUAUUGUAAAAAUAAUAACAAAGGACAAUCCAUAUUUCACACGAGAUAAAUGUAAUUGUUCUGGAAUAUGUGACUAUGUGGGAAAGAAGAAAUAUUUGCGUUUCACAAGAUAUUUUAUAAUGUAAAUACAGAAAAAUACACUCAAUCUGCGUUCGAUGAAUAAAUAGUCAUGAAUAAAGAUUUUAUUGUAAAUCAUAGAUCAUAAGAUGGACGCGAAAUUAGCGCGUGAAAUGUACAAAAUACAUUUUAGGUCGAAGAAAAGUAAAAGUCAAAUUUUCGAUUUCUACUUAUAGCGGCUUAUAGCGGUAGACGUAUGCGUUAUUAGCGCGAUACCCUAAUCAGCUGAGAUAUUGGGCCAUUUAUUAUAUAUAUAUAUAUAUAUAUAUAUAAAUGGAUUUAUAUUAGUGUAGCAAAAAAGAUCCAGGACAAUAUGUUUAUCGAUGAUGAACGUUAAUUGUUGGAUCAGUGUUCAUUUACUAAUGUAAGAUUGCUUCUAUCACGGAAUGUAUAAUAUCCCCUCUCCUGUGUACAUAGUUAUCUUACAUUAAAAUUAUAUGAA
Pogonomyrmex barbatus (red harvester ant) is the source of this 3577-nucleotide messenger RNA. RefSeq names its product NF-kappa-B inhibitor cactus (gene cact). The record is from RefSeq and is a predicted model, not a curated record. Lineage: Eukaryota; Metazoa; Arthropoda; Insecta; Hymenoptera; Formicidae. Gene Ontology annotation, cellular component: cytosol. Gene Ontology annotation, biological process: cellular response to tumor necrosis factor. Gene Ontology annotation, molecular function: NF-kappaB binding.